AAAAAAAAUAUUCAGGACACCAAUGCUGGGAACGUGGGCUUACGCGCCGCGGCUCUUCGGUACCUGCGGGUCUUCUCCCUCCUCUGCUUCCAAGAUCAGCGCAGCUCGUGCUCCAAUGGCGUCUCCUUCCUCAGUUAGGAUCGCAGUCGUCGGCGACGUUCACGACCAAUGGAAUCUUGAAGAAGAUACUAAAGCGCUCCAGUUCUUGAAGCCGGAUUUGGUGCUCUUCACAGGUGAUUUUGGCAACGAGAAUGUCGAACUUGUUCGAAAUGUUGCAAAACUUGAUUUUGCAAAAGCUGUAAUAUUGGGAAACCAUGAUUCCUGGAAAACGCAGCAAUUCUCUGGAAAGAGAAAAGAUAAUAUUCGGCAGCAGCUAGAAUGUCUUGGCGAGGAGCAUGUGGCUUAUCGACGGUUGGAUUUUCCUCAACUAAAGCUUAGCAUUGUGGGGGGACGGCCAUUUUCUUGUGGCGGUGAGCAGUUGUUCCGUAAAGACUUCUAUCUUCAGGGUGCGCCUUAUGGAGUUGAAGACAUGGAGCAAAGUGCCCGGAGAAUCUACAAAGCCACCAUCGGGGCUCCAGACGAUCAUUUAGUUAUAUUUCUUACCCACAGUGGACCUACAGGCCUUGGAGCUAACAUUGAUGACAUCUGUGGACGAGAUUGGGUAGAUGGUGGUGGGGACCAUGGUGACCCAGAUUUAGCGAUGGCCUUAUCCAGGUUGAGAGAGACUGCUAAUAUCCAAAUCCCACUGGUUGUCUUUGGGCACAUGCACAAGCAGCUAGCACACGGUAAUGGGGUUCGGAAAAUGAUAGCAUUUGGGCCCAAUGACAUGAUAUAUCUCAACGGUGCUGUCGUUCCCCGGGUGAGAUGGUUGACCCGACCAUUACCCAGUAAGGAUCAUGUCCAAAAUGAAGCCGGGAAUUCUCAGACUGACCAAACAGGCUCUGCUCGAGCAUUCACAGUAGUUGAGAUUAGGGAAAGAAAAGUGACUAAGAUCACAGAAAGUUGGGUUUCUGUUGUUGCUAAUCAGACCCAAUUAGAAGAAGAACAUAUUCUUUUCUAGAGACAGCAUGUAAUGAUCCUUAUAGCGGAGCCAAAGCACCUCAUGUAUUCAAAGGCAUCCGGGAAUGAUAAGCAAGCUUACGAGAAUCUUAGGUAGGAAAUGCUUUCUGGUGAAAAACGAGCUAGUCAUGUUGCAUAUGAUGCACUUCUUGUUGUGUGGUAACUUUCAAGGACAGCUUUGUCUAUACUUUACAACGACAAGCUGAUUGUGAAACAAAGUAGUACAUAGUUGAGGUCAUAUAUUCGUGC
Molecule: messenger RNA, 1308 nt
Organism: Punica granatum (pomegranate)
Lineage: Eukaryota; Viridiplantae; Streptophyta; Magnoliopsida; Myrtales; Lythraceae
Source: RefSeq, a predicted model, not a curated record